This is a messenger RNA of Amoebophrya sp. A120, 2751 nucleotides long. The record is from the annotation of a GenBank genome assembly. NCBI's taxonomy places the organism in Eukaryota, Dinophyceae, Syndiniales, Amoebophryaceae.
GAUGCUUGAAAAUCAAAAUCAGUGGACUGUAGGUGAUCACGACCAUGAUAUCGAGGAACGCAUAGAUAAAAGAUGGAUCUCAAUGCGGAAGCGGUUCGCUGGUUGGCUGCCACCACCUCCGGCAGUGAUGGUGGAACGAGAAACAGUAAUUAUGGUGCGCCAACGACAGCUGCAAAUAAAAGAGCAUCUGCUGAAAUGAAUUCCACGCGUCGCGACAGCACGACAACGCUGUUAAACAACAACCCCCUUCCCGCUUUUCAGCUGCUGCACCGCGCGUUGAAGCAAGGCAUUGUGUACGCAUUGCAAAUUAAUAAGUAUGCCGAAGUCUGGAGUAGACAAAAAUCUGUGUUGCAUGGACGGAAAAAGUUGCCUAGCACUUCUAGUAACGCAGAGGGCGAAUUUCUCAUGCGGAAUAGGCACUAAGGCGCUCUUGCGCAAUCUGUGAUGCUUGUGGUCGCAUUACAAACCAACUUUGUUUUCCACGAGAUGCAUUGCAUUCUUCCAGACCGAGACAUUAUUUGUUUUUGAUAUCGUGGAGAAAGACCUGUUUUUGUUAGCGGAGACCUGGGCGAACCUCGGGCUGGCGUAUCGCAAGUUGCAGCAGCACGAGAUAUACCCAGUGCAAAAGUCUCGUACUCCGACGUAGUCGUACUCGUACAAAUUACAGUGAUGGAGGAGCACGACAAAUUUCUCUUCCUGACGAGCUAAAUCAAGAACGUGACAAUUUUUGAACUUCCAUUGAUUUGUAAAUGCAAUUCCAUUUGAUGUAAUGCUAAUGUUGAGAAAAUUUGUAGUGUACUAUGCAGUUGGUACUCGCUGCACGAUAGUACUUUUGCAUUGCAUAGUGUGUUGCAGAAUGUUUCCGAGUUCGGCACCUCCUCUCCCGUCCACGACCAGCAACAGCUGCAGGAUUUAUCCACUGCAAAAGUGUGUGGGUCUGGAAACUUGUGAUGCAAGUCAGGGAAAAAUGCGUAUACUGGAAUGCACUGCCAAGCAUGACAAGUUUUUCCGUGGUUCAGAGUUGCGUACUCCGCAUGAGAAACUGCGUUUUUGCAUGACAGGGAAGAGAAGCCCUUUGCGGUCACGCAAUACUGAGCUCACAGUCAUGCCGGACUAGCAUGACAAAUCCCGGAAUCUUGGAGACCCAGACAUUUUUGCAUUUGAUAGGAUUUGGCCAUUUACAAUCUGCAGCUUUCCGCCAGCCUGCUCAGACGGGUUUUGGACCACGACAACGACAUAGAAAUUCAGAACGCUCUAAACGCCCUCGAAGGAGCAUCGAAUUAUACUUAUCCCACGGGUUCUUCUAGCACGACGACCGGGUCUACUUCUCUGUCGCUGGACGCCACGUUGUAUUAAAUGCAAAAGCAUCGUACUAGUAGAAAUCGCAUGACAAAUUCUGUCAGCAUGAAAAAUGGAAUUUGUAAUGCGGAUUUCGGGUAAGAAGGACAUUUGUAAUGCAUGACUGCGAUUACUACGAGUACGAUACUUUUGCACAGGAUACGUUGCAGAACCACUCGAAGCUGGCUUCCCUCUACCUGAACUUGUCCGUCUUGCACCACGAAAAAGCGCGGGCUGCGGUAAAUAAAAUAUCGACGUCUACAACUUGCGGAACGACAUCGUCACAGCCCUCAAAUCAAAAGAACCAGACCAGGAGUUGCUUUGAAGAUGACUACACUAUGAACGUGCAAAAGCAUUGUGCUCGUUGCGAUUGCAAUCAUGCAUUGCAAAUUUUUUUGUCAAGUCAAAUCCGCAUUACAAAUUUUAUUUCUCAUGAAUUUGUCAUGCGAUUUUCAUUUUUACUAGUACGAUGCUAGUGCUUCUGCUUUUGCAGUGCAUACGAACCGCUUUUCACCUCCUGGUCCCAACCGCCGACCCGGAAAUCGAGCACGAGACAGCACUGCAGUACGGGAUCCAAUGUGUCGACAUGUGUGUCUCGGCGCUGCUGCGUUUGGAACAGAAUCCCAACUUUGCAGUACCGAAUUUAUUUUACGCGCAGGAUCAACAUCUUCUUCCCGGCAGCUCAGCGCAAGAACGGCUGUCCUCUGCGGCAACUAUGAUGUACAACAAAAACAGCGGCACGACCAACUCCUCCUCUUCUACUUCCAGUAGUCAACAGAAGCUGUAUAUCCGAGGAAAAAAGAUUGUACAGGUGUAACUUUUUUGGGGAAACAGCAUUACAAAUCUGUCUGGCAUGAGAGCAAAACCUGUCAUGCGCAGAUUGUAGGUGAAAACGCGCCUGAAUGGACCUUACAAUGCAUGGCCGGCAUGAGAGCUGCAAAUACUUUGCAUGUUGCGCAUCACAAAUUUAGAUUUACACUAACAAUGUUUCUUUCCUUGAUACUGUACUCGAUCCUGGCCUUGGGUUAUCACAGGAAAAAAGUGUUACAGAAGUUACACAUUUGUUGGAGCUUCUGCAUCACAAAUUUUUUCUGUGUGGCAGAGAAAACUUGUAAUGCGAAGAUCAUAAGGGAAAACAGGAAGGAAAAGAGGCUCGGAAGCACUUCCUGCCUGAGAAAGGUUGUCUCUGUUGCCAGUCUUGCAUGACAAUGUGUAACUGUAACACUUUUUUCUUGCCAUAUGGGUUACAACCAGCUCGGGAUCGCAUACGAGAAAGUCCGGGAGUUUCGAAAGGCGUAUAUCCCGUGCAAAAGUAUCGUACUCGUACUAAUUGCGUUUAUGCACUACAAAUAUUUUUCUUCAGGCAAGUCCGCAUUACAAAUUGAAUUUGUAAUGCUAAGUCACUUAUUUGUG